AUGAACUUCCCUGCUACAGUUAGAUUCAAUGACCCUCUGGUCACUGAAUAUAACUCAAUGGAUGUGGAUGAAUCAACCGUGUCCCGGAUGUCAACAGAUCAAUUAUAUCUUGGGCCGGCUGAUGACCCAGAAUCAUGUUCUGUGUCAUCCAAUGGUCCGGAAGUCUUUUCUCAAAUUUCCGAUCAUUCACCUCCGGCUCAAUGUGAUCAACCAGGCCUCCCGGUUCACCCAGACCUAUACCUCAGGCCUGAGGAUGAUUUGAUGGCUGGGAUGCACGAUCAAUCACUUCCGGCCCAACCUGAUAUGCUGGGUCUAGCCAUCCACCCGGAUCUCUACCUCGGGCCUGAUGAAGAUCUUAUGACUGAGAUCCCAGAUCCAUCACCUCCGGCCCAACCUUAUCACCCGGAUGUACCCAUCCACCCAGACCUGUACCUCGGGCCUGAUGAAGCUUUUAUGCCAGAAUUCCCCAAUAAAUCUCUUCCGGCCCAACCUGAUCAACCGGGUUUCCCCAUUCACCCAGACAUGUACUUAGGGCCUGAAGAUGAUCUGAUCGACUGUGAGGUGAAGCAGGAGCGUGCUGAUUCAGAUAGUGAGGUCUCAGGUGCGCCAGUAGUAUCCAGGGCAUUGAUUGCAAAAUCUCCCGAACGUGAUUUUCCCCACCCGGAUGUCACCUAUGAAGAAUUGCUUGCCAUGGUCCGGGAUCUCCGGCCAUUUGAGUCUUACAAUCACACAGGCAUUCAAUCCAUUCAAGAUUGGGUCCGGGAUUACAAACAGCGACACGGACAUAUUCCCGACCCAUCCAUCCAACAACUACUCGAGGCUGAGAGACCAUUCCGAACUGCCUGGGCAGAAACAUCUGACAAACUCAGAAGAGCUGAUGAAGACCUCCAGAGGCUGCAAAGAGCUGAACAUUUGACUUCCGAAAUGCUCAAGGUGGUCCUCGCCGAUGGCUCAAUCACCGCUUUCUUUCCCCGCAUCCUUUUCGGAGCUGGCAAUGUUUUCCUCCCUUCCAUUGCAACAUCAUCGUCAACCUCUCCAGUGUUGCCAUUGGUUAACCCUGCUAGCAGGUUGCCCAUUCGCGAUGUCAGCAGUGCACCAUGUUUCGCCAGCUUGACGGGGCGAGGCUUUGGAAUUGACGGUGGGAUUGCCAUCUCUGCAUGUGAUGAUGAAGGACCUUCUCCGGUUCUGGUUCUCUUUUUUGAUGAUCUACCAUCAGCCAAGUCAUUAUCAUCAUCAUCAUCAUCAUCAUCCGAAUGA
Molecule: messenger RNA, 1257 nt
Organism: Suillus bovinus
Lineage: Eukaryota; Fungi; Basidiomycota; Agaricomycetes; Boletales; Suillaceae
Exons: 9
Coding region: 1-1257 (418 amino acids)
Source: RefSeq, a predicted model, not a curated record